This is a messenger RNA of Zophobas morio, 3012 nucleotides long. RefSeq names its product lysine-specific demethylase 7B-like. Gene Ontology annotation, molecular function: transcription coregulator activity; histone demethylase activity. Bases 55 to 2571 code for a protein of 838 amino acids. NCBI's taxonomy places the organism in Eukaryota, Metazoa, Arthropoda, Insecta, Coleoptera, Tenebrionidae. Gene Ontology annotation, biological process: regulation of transcription by RNA polymerase II; protein demethylation. The record is from RefSeq and is a predicted model, not a curated record. The transcript is spliced from 13 exons.
AUGGUUAUUAGUUUGGUUAGUUUACACAACCAUUUUCCAAAAUAAUAUUUUAUAAUGGACGCCUCGUAUUGUUUGUGUGGUCAACCUUAUGAUCCAAAUAUUUUUAUGAUUCAAUGUGAUGCUUGCAAAGACUGGUUUCACAGCAGUUGUUGUAAUUUCCAAGAGCAUUUAGCCAUCGAAAUUGAUAAAUAUCACUGUCCAAAGUGUGCUCUAAUAUUUGGACCUUCGAUAUACAAACCGUACAGGAAUUGGCACAGACAUGACUACUGGGAUGAAGAUGCGUCAGCAAAACCAGUACAAACAGGUACGGGGGUCUUUAUUAGGGAACUGCUUGCGAGACAUUUUGCCAAUGAAGGGGAAGUGGUUAUACAUAUGCGAGGUCAGCAAAUCACAGAAACGUUGCUACAACAACAAGGGUUUAAUAACCCGAUUGUUAUUGAUGGGAAGGACGGGCUUGACAUGACACUUCCACCUGACAAUUUUAGUUUAUAUGAUGUGGAAUCGUACGUUGGUGGAGAGAUAGAAAUUGAUGUAAUUGAUGUUACUAGACAGUGUAAUAUAAAAAUGAAGCUAAGAGACUAUGUGGAAUACUUUAAUAGUUUAAAUAGAACUAGAGUGUUUAAUGUGGUCAGUCUGGAAUUUUCCAACACAGCGUUGGCACCACUGGUGGAGGCUCCAUUGAUUGCUAGAAAAUUAGAUUGGGCCAACCUAGUGUGGCCAAGAGAUUUUCCUUUGGGGAAACCCCAAGUCCAAAAGUAUUGUUUAAUGAGUGUUAAAGAUUCAUAUACAGAUUUUCAUAUCGAUUUCGGUGGAACAAGUGUAUGGUACCAUGUUUUAAGAGGUGAAAAAAUCUUUUAUCUUAUAAGACCGACUCCGGCAAACUUGACGUUGUAUCAACAGUGGAUGACCUCAAGUAAUCAAAGUGAAACGUUUUUUGGAGAUCAGGUUGAUAGAUGUUAUAAAUGUGUUUUAAGACAAGGUCAGACCAUGAUGAUACCAACUGGUUGGAUUCAUGCUGUUCUAACUCCUAUAGAUUCUUUGGUGUUUGGUGGAAAUUUUCUUCAAAGUCUUAAUAUACCAAUGCAGUUAACGGUGUAUGACAUAGAAAAAAAAGUAAAAACUGAAGCGAAAUAUAGAUACCCGAAUUUCGAAUUAAUUAAUUGGUUCGCGGCGUUACAUUUAUUGAAAAAAAUAUCAGAGCUUAAUACCGAGGAAAGAAAAUGUCCAAGUACGUUACUAGUUGGGUUGAAAACGCUCCUCGUGACUUUAAAACAAUGGAAUGCGGAAAAAGAUUAUAAUACAAACGUCAGGGAACAAAUUCCGUACACGAUAAAUCCAGUGCAGUUGCUUAAAGAUAUGUCGCGUGAAAUCAGACAUGCGGAACGAUAUAUCAAUCAAUUAAACCCACCUAAACCGGAACGGGAGUCAAAGCGAAAAAGAAAAAGGCCUAUAAAUAGGGAUUUCGUAGACUAUUCUUUGUCACCAAAAGCGUCUGCUCAAGAUUUUAUCACUGAAUCAAAACUAGUAGAGUAUUCUCGACCUUCCCCCCUCAAACUCACGCUCCCAAAACCAGUGACUUUUCCAUACGACGGAAGAAAUUUUGUUGAACAACGAAUAAGCUUAGAUAAUGAACAAACCUGGGACGGGUCGCAGUUCUCACGCCCUGAACAAACAACCGCUGUGCAUAGAGGAGGGGCUGUAUUAAAGUUCAAAUUAGGAUCAAAAGAUGUCCUUCCACAUGGCAACUCUAACAUUCCAGAUGAACAUUUUGGCUUGGCAAAUAGUUCAAAAUCGAUAUAUGAUUUCCAUGAUGAAAGUGAUAGAGAGGAAGACUGUUUUAAUUUUACGAUCGAUGAAAAUCCUAGCCCUAAAAAAAGUAAAAAACAGAGUUCAUUGAAACUCAGAUUUCCGGUGAAAAGUAAAAACCCUAUGCUGGAUAUGGAAUUGCCGAAAAAUGGUAUAGAGUCGUUGUUAAAAGCAUCUGCUUUAACCACGAGUGACGACAACGGUCGCGCCUCCCCCUCAACUCAAGAAGCAAUCGCUGGCAUGCUCUCUAUAAGCCAAACUUAUUUACAAUCAGGAAAAGUGAAUUCAAGAUCUGGAAGAAAAUAUAGUAAUAGCCCUCCACUAGAAGACGGAAAUUUAAACAAUGUACACCAGGAUGAAGACUACAUUUAUCCGUCGUUGGAUAAUUCCGAUGAUGAAGAUAUACACAUAUUUAAGCCCAGAGGACGCUCAAAAAUAGACGAGGCGUGGAACCCUAAAGCACGAGUCGGUCCCCUAUUGCCCAAAAUGAACAGACCGGCUCGAGAAGGAACAAAAAAACAAGCAGUGGAGAAAGUUCUGGAGGCGGCUGCUGCAAGACGAGCGAACGAAGCAUCAGAAAAAGCGCCUAAACGGCAGUACCGGCGUAAAAAAAUCAAACCGAAAUUAGACCUGAAAAGCACGUCUUCAAAUGCCGUUUCGAUUCCAAGUACCUCGACGACUUCAACCCCUAAACCACGUAAAGGGAUGAAGACUGUGAAACAACGACUGGGAAAAAUCUUGAAAAUUCACAAAAUGAUACAUUGAUCAUGAGGAAAGUUCAUGCAUGUUUAUGAUCAUCUUGACAUUAAUUUAACUUUUGACUUUAUUUAUUUACAUUUUUCAUGAAACUAUUUAUUUGAGUAACGAUGAAUUUCAUUAUAAUACUCGGUGCCAUUUUCUUUGGGGAUGGAGGGUGUGGCUAGGUUGUUGUAUUCGGUUGAUAUAAACAAUUUUUCUACUUUUCACUAGUUUCAAGUAAUUUUACGACGAUGGUGUUCACAAAUCUUUUUCUUGUCUUUGACAGAAGUAUUGCAAUAUUAUUUUUGUAGAUCAUCUGUAUAUAUUGAGUCUCACUUAGUUUAAUUAUAAAUGAAUUUAGUGUACACUUUAAAGUAUUGAAAUGAUAAUCAGGGAACCUUCAUUAAAUUUGUAAUUGUUCAAUGUACAUAACGUUCAUUUCUGUGAUCUGUGCAAAAAUAUUUUGCA